Molecule: messenger RNA, 795 nt
Organism: Aegilops tauschii subsp. strangulata
Lineage: Eukaryota; Viridiplantae; Streptophyta; Magnoliopsida; Poales; Poaceae
Source: RefSeq, a predicted model, not a curated record
AUGACUAGCACGCUGCAUCAGCUCGUGACGGCCGUCCAAGGGCUCCACAUGCACCAGUACCACCAGUACAUGGCAGGCGCGUACGGCCUCCCGCCAGCUGCGCCGAUCGCCACCUACGGCCACCCUGCGCCGUGGCCAUUUCGGGCGCACCCGCAGGCGGCGGGCCCCGUUGUUGCCGUUCCAGACGGGGAACUCCAGCGGGCCACCACCAGUCGCCGCGGGCCUGUUGCAUCUGCCGGCGCCACCAUCGGCGGCGCCCCUCUGGCACCUGCAGCCGUUGCCGUCCCCUGCAGCCGCUGCCCCGUCCAGCCCCCGCUGCUGCCGCUGCACCCACCAGCGCCGCCCGCUGAUGCCGUUGCACCCACCGGCGCCGCCCCUGCCCAACUCGAGGGUACCCUCGCCGACUGGCCUCCCGAUCCAUCAGGUCCGGUUUCCGCCCUCCCCGUCGCCACUUCCAGCGUGGGCGGCUGGGUCUUCGCCAUCGCCGGUCUACACCAUGGCCCCCAAAUAGCCGACUCCGUUCCGCAGUUCGGUGGGCCAUCCGGUUCCACCGGUCCCUACCCGGAGUACCCUGACCAGGCACCACCUUCCGCCCUGCUCCGCUCCUCCGAGCCAGUUCGACAUGACGCUCCGGCACAGACACCGCCGCGGUUCAGCAAGAUCGACUUCGCCACCUAUGACGGCACAGAGGACCCCUCAACUGGCUCAACGAGUGCGACCAGUUCUUUCACGGGCAGUGCACCCUCGCAUCGGAGCGUACCUGGCUCGCCUCGUACAACCUCCGCGGCACGGUGA